Molecule: messenger RNA, 4629 nt
Organism: Hypomesus transpacificus
Lineage: Eukaryota; Metazoa; Chordata; Actinopteri; Osmeriformes; Osmeridae
Gene: strn4
Product: striatin, calmodulin binding protein 4
Exons: 17
Coding region: 144-2438 (764 amino acids)
Cellular component (GO): dendrite
Molecular function (GO): calmodulin binding; protein phosphatase 2A binding; protein-containing complex binding
Source: RefSeq, a predicted model, not a curated record
AAGCAAAUCCUGCUUUCUACGUGAGAGAGGAAGAAAGAGGGGAAGGCUUGCUAGAGUGGAAGUGUUGGGUCUGAAAGGGACGGGGUUAUUAUUCUCGCUGCUUGUUUCCACCUCCUUGUCCUGGCUUGAGCUCGAACGGUAAAAUGGAGGCGGAAAGAUCCGGCGGAGUAGCGGGAGGAACGAACCAGAACGCUGGAGGGAGCGGCGUGGGGCGCAAUCCGAACGGGCCGAAAUCAGGACUCGGGCAGGCGACAACAACAGCGGCCGCGGCGGCAGCAGCAGGGGCGAUGGCUGGAUCGUCGCAGCCUCGGGAAUCGCAAGACGGGGACGCAGGCCUAUCGCUUCCUGGGAUCUUGCACUUUAUCCAGUUCGAAUGGGGACGAUUCCAGGCCGAGAAAUACCGCUGGGAAGCCGAAAGGGACGAACUCAGGGCUCAGGUGGCGUUCCUCCAGGGCGAGAGGAAAGGCCAGGAGAACAUGAAGCAGGAUCUGGUCAGGAGGAUCAAGAUGCUGGAGUAUGCCCUCAAACAGGAGAGGUCCAAGCAUCAGAAGCUGAAAACAGGGAGUGACCAGAGUCCAGAGGACAAGAGACCAGAGGAGGCCGAGCAAAUACCCAAUGGGCCUGCAGAGACUGACUCUGAGCCAGCCAAUCAGAUGUCAUGGAAGGAGGGUCGGCAGCUACUGAGGAAGUACCUGGAGGAGGUGGGCUACUCAGACACUAUCCUGGACAUGCGUUCUAAGCGGGUCCGCUCUCUCCUGGGCCGGACCAGCCCAGAGGCCAACGGGCCGGCCCCGAGCGAGCCCCCCCCAGACCCAGAGCCCCUGGCAGGGGGGGAGUCUCUCCUGGUCAGACAGAUCGAGGAGCAGAUCAAGAGGAAUGCAGGGAAGGAGAACUCCAAAGAGCAUCUUGGAGGCUCAGUGUUGGACAAGAUCCCCUUCCUGCACGGAUGUGAGGAUGACGAUGAGGAUGACAGCGACGAGGAGGAUGACUUCCAGGGCAUGGGCACAGACUGCAUCGACGGCUCCCGAAAGAACAAGAAGCCUCGCGUCAAGAUGGGUUUGGAGCCUAUGACCACAGAGCUGGACCCUGAGGAUGAUGAAGAUGAAGAUGACUCGGAAGACGCCCUCGGCGAGUUUGACUUCCUGGGCUCGGGGGAGGAGGGGGAGGGGGCAGGAGAGGCCCGCAUCUCCGGUGAUGGACGGGAGCUAGAGGACCGUAGGAACCAGCUCCAGGGCAUGAUGUCGGACUUCCCCCCCAAACCCUCCCCGCCCCCCUCAGUCUCGGGACAGUCUCGCUCUGGCGAAGGUGGCGCUCUGGGUUUUUCCUCUGACGUCUUCAUCCUAGAUGCCGUUGGGGGUGGAGACAUGAACCUGGGCGAGCUGGCUGACCUUACUGUCGCCAAUGACAACGACCUCUCCAUGGACAUGCAGGAUAACCGGGAGGAGUUUAAGAAGACGUGGAACCCUCGUUUCACCCUGCGGAGCCACUUUGACGCCAUCAGGGCCAUGACCUUUCACCCCGAACACCCGGUGCUCAUCACAGCCUCCGAGGACGGCACGCUCAAGCUGUGGAACCUCAACAAGGCCAUGCACUCCAAAAAGAACGCAGCACUGGAUGUUGAGCCCAUCUACACGUUCAGAGCACAUAGCGGGGCAGUGCUGUCUCUGGCCAUGGGGGGUGACGGGGACUUGUGUUAUAGUGGAGGUCUGGAUGGAACUGUGCGCUGCUGGAAGAUUCCAGACCUGAACGUUGACCCCUAUGACAACUACGACCCAGGUAUAGAGAACAGUGUGCUGGCAGGCCACGAAGACUCGGUGUGGGGUCUGGCGUACUCCGCCCCCCUCCAGCGCCUGGCGUCCUGCUCCGCAGAUGGGACUAUCCGUCUCUGGGAUCCACAGAACUCCUCCCCCUGCAUAUCUGUCUUCAACAAGGAAAGAGAGCACGGCACGCCGACAUCUGUGGCGUUCGUGACCCCUGACCCCUCCCAGGUGGUUGUGUCGUUUGACGGCGGCGAGACGCUGCUGUACGACCUUAACACAGAGCAAAGCAUCAUGGUCCUGGAGACCCAAACCAAGGACGCAGGCAGCGAGCUGAUUAACCGUGUGGUUAGCCAUCCCUCUGAGCCCAUCUCCGUCACAGCACAUGAGAACCGCACUAUCCGCUUCCUUGACAACAAGACAGGUAAAGUGGUCCACUCCAUGGUCGCCCAUCUCGAUGCAGUCACCUGUUUGACCACGGACCCUAAAGGCACUUACCUAAUCUCUGGGAGUCAUGACUGCUCGGUGCGUCUGUGGAUGCUGGACAACAGGACGUGUGUCCAGGAGAUCACCGCCCACAGGAAGAAGCAUGACGAGGCGAUCCACGACGUGGCCUUCCAUCCCUCCCAGCCCUUCAUCGCCAGCGCCGGGGCCGACGCACUCGCCAAGAUCUUUGUCUGAGGAAGAAGAGAAGGAGGAGACAGAGGAUGGGACCAUGCCAUCAUCAUCAUGCUUACAUGCCAAUGCAAACACGUAAACACACUUUUUUCUGAGACACAUGCUGAAACACGUACACACACACACAGACCGAACUGUGUCCUGCAGCCCACUGGUUGGGUUACCACAGGACUUCAUUUCCCCAUCCUUUUUUUAACUUGCUGUGAUACUACUAAUCAUUCUGCUUUUCAAAAAACUCACUGGGCUGCUCUGUGGUUGAUUAGCUAGGUCUGGACUAGACCGCUCUGCACUACACCACUCUGGUAUGUUCCCUAUAUCAGCCAGUUGCUAUGACACACAGUGCUUUGGAACUGGUGACACUAAGCAUGCCCGUGCAGACCAAAACCUACACACAUGCACACACACACUAUACUUCCUUGUUCUGUUAAAAGCCUGUUUUCGUUUUAAGAAACACAUCCGUUGCAAACCUGUGUGUAAGUUCCUCAACACUGCUCAGUGAGGCAGCGAGGGCCGUCAGUGAUACCCCAUCACCAAGGGGAAGCACACAUCUCCAAACCCUCCAGUGCUAGGUAGUUAGCUGGUCAGGGUGGGUAGGUUAGUCGUCUGGAUGGAUAGUUAUGCUAGUUAGCCAGGAUAGGUGUGUGUUCUGAGAAGAUUCCUUCACGGUGUAUGGAUAAUCAGCUUUACUUUCAUUCUCUUGGACCAGACUGAGUUGAAUGGUGUUCUAUGGGCCGGACAUUUCAUGAAUGUAUGUGUGUGUGUGUCUGAGUGCUUGUGGGAAAGAUGGCUUGUUACGCUGUACAAUAUGACUUAUAAACAGUCUUUUCUUUGCUUCUGAAGAUUCUAGUCUUAUCUUCAUCAUCAUCACUAUUAUCAGCACCUAUUGCGGAGGGAGUGGGGGAGGGAGAGAGGGAGGGACGGAGGGGACUGAACACUCCUACAGGGAACUCAUGCGGUAGGCAGGGUGUGGGUGUGUCUGCUCACAGCACUAGUCAUAUAUUGGUGCUAAGACCAUAUUAGUCUGAGUCUAAAUCAGGGACCUGUGUGUGUGCUCUGGUUCCUCUUCCUGCCCUGCAGUGGGCAACAGUUGCCCUGGAGUAUACCUCCUAGAGAGUUUAGUGGUAGGAAACUGUUGUCCGUGCUGUGUCAAAGGAGAAUGUGAGUGGGGGAAGUCCAGAGGCCUUCAGUAUAAAAGCCCUCAGGAUUGGCCUGAGACCUUUUCAGAACUAUUUUAAAACAUACAUUUAAAACAUGUUGGAAAUGCUAAGAGAGCAAAUAACAACACUAACCCCCCCACUCCCCUCAUGGAGAAAAUAAAGAGAGGAGAGAACUGAGGUCGAAGCCUGAAGCCUGGGCCCCAGAGGUCAGGGGUCAAGUGUUCCUCGGUAGCCAGCCCCUGGGGUCCUCACAGGUCAUUUGAAAGUUUUCUGGUCAAGUGUCAUUGGGCAGCUUUGUAGCUAUGGAAACAGUCUACUCACACAUAUACACUACUCUGCUUUGACAACUUUCUAAGAAUUGACAAAUCAUUGUGACAAAUCAAACAAAACACGAAAAUUAAGAGGAAAUUCGAAAGAAGAAAGACUGUUAACGGUGAUAAAAGAGAAGACGCCAUCAUGAUGUAAAUGUCAGUUUUCAUUUCAUAUGUUUGCAUUUAUUUUGAUUUUAGGUUAUGAUUAUUAAGGUGUAAGAAUACUGUAUUAUUCUAUUCUAAGUGAAUCAUUCUUUUUUGCUAGGCUUAGAACUUGCUUGUGAUUGACAAUGAUGAUGUAUAACUUGUAAAAAAGGAAAAAAAAAGGAAAAAAAGGAAAACCAAACCAAACAUUUGGGAAAAGAAGAAGGAAAACCCAUGAGUAGAGCAGUCAGAGGCAGGCAGGGGCUCCAGUGUGUUUGUGUUUGUAUUUUUUUUUAUAGCAACUUAUCACUGUGUGAUAUUUUGUACAUCAUAUCAAGCUGUAUUCCAACUAUGUACUCUAACUACAAGGAUAAGAGACCUGCUUUUUAUCAAUAUUGUUUCUAUUAUUAUUAUUAUUAUUUUAUCUAUUUUUUGAAAGGCAUUCUAGCUUGUAUCAAAAUGACCUUAUUCCCCCCCUCUUCUUCUUUGGUUUUGUUUACUUUUCGCAGGUCUCCUGUUGUCUGUCAUUAUUAAGAAAAAACACACAAAAACAGAAAAUAAAAGAAAGUUUUUGUACAGUGA